CCACUACCAGCGGGCCCCAGUUCACCAUCGAAGAAGCGGCAUCGAGGAAACCGGUACGAACGCUCGAGAAAAUCAAGAUGUGGGGGAAGGGGAAGAAGCGCUUCGGCGGCGGGGGCGGGGGCGAGCCGGCGGCCAAGCGCCAGGCCGCCGGGGACGAGGGGCCUUCUGAAUCCGCCGAAGACGGAACCGUCGUGGCCGAGAUAUCGAAGAACAAGAAGGUGUCGGUGAGGAGCUGGAAGGGCAAGGUCUACGUCGACAUGCGCGAGUUCUACGUCAAGGACGGCAAGACCCUCCCUACCCGCAAAGGUAUAUCACUGCAGUUGGAUCAGUGGAAGAUACUGAGGGACAAUAUCAAAGCCAUAGAUGAGGCCAUCAAGGAGAACGCGUGAUAGGAAGCCUUGGAGCUGGAUCACGUUGGGGCAAACUUUUGCGUGCUCUCUUCAGACGCCUGAUGUCCGCUAGUAGGUCCCAUACUGGUUUUCCGUUGCUCCCCGAUGCUGCAGUGUUGCACCUUGAUCACCUCUUGUUGUUUUAGGUUGCUGGACGGCAACUAUGUAGUCUGCACUUUAGGCAUCCAGAUGACAUGUUCCCAUGCAGUCUCACUUCUGUUUGGGGAUCUGAUGGUGUGUGGGCAAGCAUGGAUCAGCGGCGCACACCAGUGGAUUCGCCUUUAUUUCUUCCGGUUUGAAUGGAUCGGCGGCGCGCACCAGUGGACUCGCCUUUAUUUUA
Molecule: messenger RNA, 729 nt
Organism: Panicum virgatum (switchgrass)
Lineage: Eukaryota; Viridiplantae; Streptophyta; Magnoliopsida; Poales; Poaceae
Product: RNA polymerase II transcriptional coactivator KIWI-like
Exons: 4
Coding region: 78-389 (103 amino acids)
Biological process (GO): positive regulation of transcription initiation by RNA polymerase II
Cellular component (GO): transcription regulator complex; nucleus
Molecular function (GO): transcription coactivator activity; DNA binding
Source: RefSeq, a predicted model, not a curated record